UUAUGAACCUAUCUUUGAAAGACGUGUUUUAUUUUACUCUGCAACUUAACUUAUAGCUGUUUAGACUUUUUUUUUAUACCCUUAGGGCCUGUUGAAUUCCUUCAAAGUAAAAGUUUAUAAUAGUGUGCCAGUGUGUUUUAAAAUGCCUACUGAGUUAAAACAGAGGAAGAAGUCUCAAAAACAAAGCGAUGAAGUGGCCGAAACGUCGGCUGCAAACUGCAAAGAUGAGAUGAUAAAAGCCAAGACGGAAGCUGGAAACAACGCAGGAGUAAAUCAAACUUCUUCCAGUUUGGACCUCAGGAGUUUAAUGUGCGUAUUGUCUCUGGCAGCAUGCGGAGCUCUGAGCUGGGUGGUGCUACAACAGAAUGAGAGGUUUUCCGAAAUUGAGGAAAACUACAAAUCUUUGCACGGAAAGACUUCAAGUCUGUUCGACAUGGAGGAAGAAGUCCUAAAGGUUUCUAAAAAGCUCGCCGCCUCCGAAGAUGACCUGCAGGAGGCUCUCUCCACCGUCUCCUUGGCAACACGACUCCAGCAGGACAUCUCCACCCUCCACGCCGCAGUCAUGGCGAUGCAGGCCGACGAGAACUCCGCCUCUCGUGACCUGCAGUCGGUCAACGCCCACUUCCUGAACGUGACGGAGACGUGGCAGGUGCGUCUGGCCGCCGUCACCUCUGACCUCACCGCCCUGAAGGCCGAGUCCCGGGAAGCUCACUCCGGGGCCACAGAUCAGGUGAACGAGGCCGAGCGGAGGGGCCGGUCGCUGGCGGAGAGGUUGGAGGAGCUCGAGGACAGCACCAAGAGGAACGCCCGAGCUAUGGAGCGCACGGAGGGAGACGACACCCGGCGGGCGGAGGAGCACCUGGACUGGAACACCAAGCAGAUCCACAAGCUGGAGGAGCAGAUCACACGAGUGACCAAGAGGGAGGCCGAGCUCGACACCCAGCUCCGGGAGCACAUUCCCCGGGCGCAGCAGUGUGAAGAGCACCUGCCCCAGGUGGAGGAGGCGGUGCGCUCCAUCCUGAGGCUGACGGGGGAUCUGAGCUCGGCGGAGAAACGUCUGGAGGAGGUGACGCUACAGGUGUUUGGGACUGAGGACAGCAUGCUGAAGGCGCUCAACGAAAUCCUCGAGAUCAGACAGGAGCUGGACACCCUGCAAGCUCACAACAGCAUCCUCAAGAUGAAGAACGAGUUGUCCGUGGUCAAAGAGGCGGUCCGUGAACUCACCAUGGUGCUGCGAGGAAAUGCAGACGAGAGCCACAAGGACUCUGAGGCUCUGGAGGAAGAAGGAUGGAAUGAGGAAGAGGAGGAGGAGUGGGAAGUGGAUGACAAGGAGGAUACAACUCAACUUCUAUUUGAUGACCUCACUGAAUGAUGUCAUUGUUUUGAUCCAUUUAGAGGAGUGGUUCUAUCUUUAUAUUUGAUGUUAAAAGUUAGCCAAGUUCAGUAUUAUUGUUUUUCAAAAUGUGUACCUCAGUUGUAAUGUCAGAAAAUGGAGACCAUUUUUGCAUAAAUGUUCCCUGAUUUUUAACAUGAACUAUGAUAUACAUGCACUGUAUUACACAAUACAAUCAAAACUAUUUAUUUUUAUAUUUGUUUAAUCUUUAGUUAUGUAUAAAACAUUCCCAAAUGUAUCAAAAUAUCUGUGCCAGUCUUUCCAGAUAAAACUACAUUACAGUCGAAGAGAGAAGUUGAUAAAUCUGAUAGAAAGAAAAAUAAUUGGAAGCUAUUUGAUUUGCUGUUUUGUAAACUGAAUAUUUUUAGGUUUAGAUUUUAGGACCAUUGUUUGGGGAAAAACAAGCAAUAGGAAAAUAUUAUAUUUUUCACUAUUCCUGACAUUUAUUUGACAAAACAAUUAUAUGAUGAAUGAAGAAAAUUACCCGAUACAUGUCUUACAUUUGGUGCAGGAAUAUUUAAUGUUUUUGAUGACUUUUACAUUUCUAUCUGAUUUUGGUUUCACCUGUUGAAAAGCAUGGCAAUUAUUUCAUCAUUGAACUCAUUUAAUAAAAUCACCUUUUAUAUUGAAAAGGUCUAAUUUG
Messenger RNA from Anoplopoma fimbria (sablefish), 2036 nucleotides. It is a transcript of the gene ikbip, whose product is annotated as IKBKB interacting protein. The record is from RefSeq and is a predicted model, not a curated record. The transcript is spliced from 3 exons. NCBI's taxonomy places the organism in Eukaryota, Metazoa, Chordata, Actinopteri, Perciformes, Anoplopomatidae. The coding region runs from base 143 to 1372 and encodes 409 amino acids.